Molecule: messenger RNA, 2585 nt
Organism: Zalophus californianus (California sea lion)
Lineage: Eukaryota; Metazoa; Chordata; Mammalia; Carnivora; Otariidae
Product: protein mago nashi homolog 2-like
Exons: 1
Coding region: 240-602 (120 amino acids)
Biological process (GO): RNA splicing
Cellular component (GO): catalytic step 2 spliceosome; exon-exon junction complex; nucleus
Source: RefSeq, a predicted model, not a curated record
GGAGCCCGAUGCGGGGCCCGACCCCAGGACCCUGGGAUCAUGACCUGAGCCGAAGGCAGAUGCUUAACCGACUAAGCCACCCAGGCGCCCCAGCCACGUAUUUUAAAAACACCUUAAAAUUGAGCUGCUUUUACACAAGACUAAUGUUCUCGGUGCUGACUCUAGGGGCACCUUACUGUGUCUCUAAGUAAUAAAAUACAUGCUUUGGGAGGCCUUGGGCUGGCUUCAGGGGGACAAAAAUGGCUAUGGCCAGCGAUUUCUACUGGCGCUACUAUGUAGGGCACAAGCGCAAGUUUGGACACAAGUUUCUGGAAUUCGAGUUUCGGCCAGACGGAAAGCUAAGAUAUGCCAACAACAGCAAUUACAAAAAUGAUGUCAUGAUCAGAAAGGAGGCUUAUGUGCACAAGAGUGUAAUGGAGGAACUGAAGAGGAUUAUUGACGACAGUGAAAUUACAAAAGAUGAUGCGUUAUGGCCUCCCCCUGACAGAGUUGGCCGACAGGAGCUUGAAAUUGUAAUUGGAGAUGAACAUAUUUCUUUUACAACAUCGAAAAUAGGUUCUCUUAUUGAUGUAAAUCAGUCAAAGGAUCCUGAAGGCCUUUGAGUAUUUUACUAUUUAGUACAGGACCUGAAUGUUUAGUUUUUAGUCUUAUUGGAUUACGUUUCAAGAUUAAACCAAUCUAAAUUGUAAAAAAAAAAAAAAAAAAUGCUUUGGCAUCUGUCAGUGUUGAAGUUCAAGUUUAUAACCAAAACUAGGGCCAAAAUCAUCAUAGCUAAAGCUUUAAGAUGUUUUCUUGCUUUUUACAAUCUCAAGCAAAAAACAGUAAUAAUCUUAAUUUUAAUAAGUACCAUUUCCCAGAUAAUUUUAUAAGUAAGUCCUCUUUGGUACUAGCUUUUCUUACUUCCAGGUAAUUAAAAUCAUUAAAAGCUUGAAAUAAGUACCAAACAUGGUUGUUUACUAGGAGCCUAUUAUCAGUAUCUGAAAGUAAUGGAAACUGAAGGGCCAGGUUAAAAAUAUAAGUGAAAUUCAUAGAUGAUCUAAAGAUCACAUUUUAGUAAUUGUUUCAAUUUCCUUCCCCCUUCAACAGUACAUUUAGCUAGCUAGAAUUUUCCAUUUCUAUUUUAAUAGGAGACCCCGGUGAAGCAAUCACAUUUUUGAACUCUUUUUAUAGAAUUUAAAAAAAAUUCACAGGAUUUACAGAAUCUGUAAGAGAAAAAAAGUUUUGCUUUGAAAAAUUCACAAAAUACAAUGUCUCCAGGAAUGUGUAACAGUUGACCCUUGAACAAUGUGGGGGUGGUGGUUAAGGAUGUCAACCACGCGCCCCCCCUGCACAGUGGAAAAUCUGCAUAUAACGACUCCCCAAAAACUUAACAGGUUGACCGGAAGCCUGACAACAUAAACAUAAGCAUCAAAUAACACCUUUCGUAUGUUGAAUGCAUUAUAUACUGUAUUCUUACAAUAAAGUAAGCUGGAACAGAAAACAUUACAAAAACCAUGAAAAAAUACAUCUAUAGUACUGUAUUUAUUGAAAAAAAUCCACACAUAAGCAGACUCAUGCAGUUCCAACCUGUGUCCAAAGUCAACUAUUUCAAAAAUUAGACAAUAUGGACUAUGUAAUUUCCUUGAGUCCAAGUCAAUAAAACAACUUUCUAAAAAUGGCUAUUUUUAGUUGAGAUUUAAGGGUUUUUUCUUAAAGCAGUUUUAGGUUCACAGCAAAAAAACGCCUGCCAAGAUUUUUCUCUUUAAGAAAUCCAUGAAAGGCAGGUUUUUGUAUCCAUAUAAGUUUUUGGUUCCUUUGGGUAAAUACCAAGGAGUAUAACUGCUGGAUCAUAUGCCAAGUCUUCCAAAGUGGCUGUACCAUUUUACAGUCCCACCAGUAAGGAAUGAAAGUUCCUGUUACUCUACACAUCCUCUUCAGCAUUUGAUGAUGUCAGGGUUCAGGAUUUUGGCCAUUCCAAUCGGUGUGUGUGUAGGGGUAUCUCGUUGUUUUAAUUUGCAUUUCCCUAAUGGCAUAUGAUAUGGAGCAUCUUUUCAUAUGCUAUUUGCCAUUUUUAAAAUCAGGUUGUUUUCUUUUUGUUGAGUUUUUAAGAGUUCUUUGUAUAUACUGGAUAAGACCUUUAUUGAUGUCUUUGCAAAUUUUUUCUCCCAGCCUGUGGCUUAUCUUCUUGCACUCUUGAUGUCUUUUGCACAGAAGUUUUUAAUUUUAAUGAAGUCCAGCUUAUCAAUUAUUUCUUUCAUGGAUCAUGCCUUUGGUGUUGUAUUCAGAAAGUCACUGCUAUACACAAUGCCAUCUAGAUUUUCUAUGUUACCUUCUAGGAGUUUUAUAAUUUUGCAUUUUACAUGUAGGUCUGUGACUGAUUUUAAUUUUUGUGAAUGAGGUGUAAGGUCUGUGUCUAGAUUUUUUUUUUUUUUUUUUUUUUGCAUGUGGAGGUCCAGUUAUUUUAGCACUGGUUUAUUGAAAAUACUAUCUAGGGCGCCUGGGUGGCUCAGUUGGUUAAGUGACUGCCUUCGGCUCAGGUCAUGAUCCUGGAGUCCCGGGAUCGAGUCCCAUAUCGGGGUCCCUGCUCAGCGGGGAGUCUGCUUCUC